Molecule: messenger RNA, 444 nt
Organism: Lactuca saligna
Lineage: Eukaryota; Viridiplantae; Streptophyta; Magnoliopsida; Asterales; Asteraceae
Source: the annotation of a GenBank genome assembly
AUGAUAGAAAUAACAUCACUUUUUUGCUUAGGUGGAGAAAGAAUAGAAUUAAGUUUGGCGGACUUUGUUAUAAGGACGAAGCUUUAUUUACAGUCUGAUGUUCAUAUUGAAUCAUACAUUGAGUUUAUUGCUCAAUGUCUCAAUUCAGCUGAAGAGUUCAAGGAACAUCACUACUGGCCCAACAUUGCCAAUGGGGUCUACCAGUCAGGGACAACCCAAGAAAGUGAAAUUCGGUCUCCUCUUCAUCGCUUCUUGCACCGAUUGAUUACUAAUACCUUCAACCAAAGGCAAGAGGGGGACAAAUUCCUAUGUUUGGGUAUCUUUUAUUUGUGGAGCCUCAUUACUUCUAAUGAGCUUAUUGAUAUUCCUUGGCAUGUGGCUGACUUUUUAGCAAGCCGGGCAGGAAAGGUCGUUAGCGGUCACCUUUGUAUGGUGGAAUGUUGA